AUGAAGAAAUAUACAGUACUGAAGACUGUGAGUUUGCAGCCAAGAAAAGGAAAAAAGAUCAUUUUAGGAAUAACACAGAUUCGCAAUAGACAUGGCUAUUGCACUUUGGGAGAAGCUUUUAACCGCUUAGACUUUUCAAGCGCAAUUCAGGACAUCAGGAGGUUCAAUUACGUGGUCAAACUGUUGCAGUUAAUUGCAAAAUCCCAGUUAACUUCACUGAGUGGUGCAGCGCAGAAGAACUACUUUAACAUUUUGGACAAAAUUGUGCGGAAGGUCAUGGAAGACCAAUAUAACCCACGAUUAAUCAAAGAUCUUCUACAGGAUCUGAGUUCUACUCUCUGUAUACUGAUUAGGGGAGUAGGAAAAUCUGUGUUGGUAGGGAACAUCAAUAUUUGGAUUUGCCGACUAGAAACUAUCCUUCUGUGGCAACAACAGCUAAAAAACCUUCAGAUGAACAAGCAAGUCAACAAUGGUCUUACGCUUAGUGAUCUCCCUCUGCAUAUGCUGAAUAACAUCUUAUACAGGUUCUCUGAUGGCUGGGACAUUAUUACUUUGGGUCAAGUGACCCCAACUUUGUACAUGCUCAGUGAAGACAGACAGUUGUGGAAAAAACUCUGCCAGUACCAUUUUGCAGAAAAGCAGUUUUGUAGGCAUUUGAUUCCAUCAGAGAAGGGUCACAUUGACUGGAAGCUGAUGUACUUUGCACUUCAGAAAUAUUAUCCAAUAAAGGAACAGUACGGGGACACCUUGCAUUUCUGUCGACACUGUAGUAUUCUGUUUUGGAAGGAUACAGGGCACCCCUGCACAGCAAGUGAUCCAAACACCUGCCUCAUGCCAGUAUCUCCUCAGCAUUUCAUUGAUCUCUUCAAAUUUUGAGAUGUUCCGUAGCUGUUUUCCUGUGUUUGUGGCCAUUUUUGUGAAGAAUCAGGCAGAAUACAUUAUGAUUUUUGUGCAAUAUAUUUAAGUGUAAUGUUUUGUCGUAGUUUAAAAAAAAAGAUGAGGGAAAUUUAU
Tauraco erythrolophus (red-crested turaco) is the source of this 1011-nucleotide messenger RNA. It is a transcript of the gene FBXO25, whose product is annotated as F-box protein 25. Gene Ontology annotation, cellular component: SCF ubiquitin ligase complex; cytoplasm; nucleus. Lineage: Eukaryota; Metazoa; Chordata; Aves; Musophagiformes; Musophagidae. Gene Ontology annotation, biological process: protein ubiquitination. Gene Ontology annotation, molecular function: protein binding. The record is from RefSeq and is a predicted model, not a curated record.